AUGGUGUGCGGGUGCAGGUUGGUGCUGGUGGUGGCUCUGCUGCUGUGUUUGGGUGUGCAGUUGUCUGUCUCUCAGCACUGGUCUCAUGGCUGGUAUCCUGGAGGAAAGAGAGAGAUCGACUCCUACAGCUCACCAGAGAUGUCGGGGGAGAUUAAACUGUGUGAAGCGGGAGAAUGCAGCUACCUGAGACCCCUGAGAACCAACAUCCUGAAGAGCAUCCUGCUGGAUGCCCUCAUGAGGGAGCUCCAAAAAAGGAAGUGAUGUCACACUGCAGCAUCAAGGCAGUUACCAUGGAAACCCCAUCGUGGGAACAAGCACAUUUGUUUACGUUUAUGUUAUAGUAUUUCUUAGCUUUCCAUUCUUCUUUUGCGAAUCAACUCUGUUUGUGCAUCAUGUGACCAUUUAGCACU
Colossoma macropomum (tambaqui) is the source of this 410-nucleotide messenger RNA. It is a transcript of the gene gnrh2, whose product is annotated as gonadotropin-releasing hormone 2. Gene Ontology annotation, cellular component: extracellular region. Gene Ontology annotation, biological process: multicellular organism development. The transcript is spliced from 3 exons. Gene Ontology annotation, molecular function: hormone activity. Lineage: Eukaryota; Metazoa; Chordata; Actinopteri; Characiformes; Serrasalmidae. Bases 1 to 261 code for a protein of 86 amino acids. The record is from RefSeq and is a predicted model, not a curated record.